CCGACGUCCAUCCAGGAUCCACGGAGGGAUUGGAAAGCCUUCCAUUGUUCCCCCGGCUCGACGAUAAUGCCCUCUGGCGCCCGCUAGACACCUGAAUCCGACAUUGAUCACCAUCCCUCCCACUCCUAGCUGUAUCCCCUCCUCUCGACCUAAAAAUCCUGUCAACACACCCGUAAUACACACUAGGCAAUCCAGCAAUCGCCCUUUCACUAUCUUCACCCCGACCUACAAGACUACCAUUCAGGACAUAUAUAGCGGAGGAUGGAAGUAUCAAUGGACACGAGCCCGGGUCUCUCGCCCAUCCCACAACAAUCGUUUCCCACAUCCCCGGCCGGAUCGAGAAAACGGUCAAUCCAGGACCUGGACGACUCGACAACAUCGGAAUUCAAAAAACCAUCGAUCCCCUCACAUCCAGAAAACCAAGAAAAUAACGCUCCCGUCUCGAAUAUCGAACCUACCUCUGACACUCCCACACAAUCUACACCCCCGAAACCCUUGACCGAGACAAACGAUGGUAAACCCGCUGAGGUGGCCGUUGAGAUACGGGUCCCGAACCAGGAAAGUGGGUCGAAGCAAGAGUCGAACCCUACGGCUGCGGGCUCUGCUGAGUCGGCCCUGACCGCUAUUCCCAACCCGAAUACAACUAUGGACAAUAACUCGAGCUCAACGGGUCAGCCGCCCGGGUCGAGUACCCCCGCUGCGAAGAAGAGAAAGCUCUCGCCUGCGAGCAAGGAGGCGAAACAACAGGAAAAGGAAGCAAAGCAACAAGAGAAAGAGGCGAAGGAGCGCCAGAAGCAGGAGGACAAGGUGAAGAAGGAGGAAGAGAAGGCCAAGAAGGAGGAAGAGAAACGGGUCAAAGAAGAGGAAAAGAAGAAACGGGAUGUAGAGCGAGAAGAGGAACGAAAACGGAAGGAAGAGAAGAAGAAGGUGAAAGAAGAGGAGAAGGCAGCGAAGGAGGAAGAAAAGCGUAAGAAAGAUGAGGAGAAAUCGAAAAAGGAGAGAGCGCAAAUGAAGCUGAAUUCCUUCUUCGCCAAACCCAAAAGCCCGGCACAACCAUCAAAUACCAGCUCAUCUGCUUCGCCGAAGAAAGCUUCAGGUGACGGGGCCUCCAAUGAGCCUGCUCCAGAGCCCGUGUCAACCGUAUCGGAUUAUCAGCGACAGUUCCCCGAUUUCUUUUUACAAUCGCAUACAACUGUGGCACCCCCGCAUCGAUUCGAGCGCGAUGCAGAAGCACUUCGCCAUAUGCGGGAGAAGGUCGAUACUUCUUUGAAAUUGGGCGACAGGACUUCGCAAGAACCCUUGGCAUUCCGACCGAAUGAAAUCUUUCACAUGAUGCCAUACAGGCGACGGCAUGGUAGACAAUCCGGGUCAAUCAAAGAGAUCCUUCUCAAGAUACAGAGCCUCGGUGACUCUACCGGAUUGGGCGCAAUUGCAGAGGCUAAGCCAGGGAGUCGACCGCAAGAUUUAUUAAAAGGACAUAGGAUGAAAUCGUUCCGGUUUGGGGAGGAUGUUCGGCCUCCUUACCAAGGAACCUACAGCAAACCCGUCCCAGUACCCUCUGCUAAGAAACUUUCACGAAACCCCUUUCACCGCGGGCUACCAGACACGAAUUACGACUACGACUCAGAAGCAGAAUGGGAGGAGCCGGAAGAAGGCGAGGAUCUGGAUUCAGAAGAAGAGGAAGAAGGAAGCGAAGAUGGGGAGGAUGACUUGGACGGCUUCCUGGACGAUGACGAUGACAAUCAGAUCGACGGAAAGCGACGGUUGAUAGUCGGGGAUCUAGAACCGGUUUGCACGGGGAUUCGCUGGCAGGGGAAUAGCGUGGAUCCGGACCUUCAGAUGUACAAGAUGGAGACAAUAGCGGAAGGGGCGACGUUCCCCAUUGACCCAUUUUCGACGGCAUACUGGCAGAAGCCCAAGGCAGCGGAACCAGCACCGGGAGGGGGCGCAGGACGGUCGACACUUCAUGCCUUUAUGACCAACUCGUCAGCGCCGAAUGGAAGCUCGACACCGAUGGCGGAUGGAACAGGGUUGGCACUACUGAGCAAGGCGAGGCGGCCAUUUCCCCCGGAGCAGCUGCCUGAGUUUAAGCAAGUGGUGGAUGGGAGCGACUUGACCAAGACGGGGUUGGUUGAGAUUUUGAAGAAACGAUUCCCCAAAGUGUCUAAAGAAGCGCUCAAAGAUACACUGAACAAUGUGGCUACGCGGGUAGGACAGAAGGAAGUGGAAAAGAAAUGGAUAUGCAAAUAGAAUUGAUAUUACGGGAAUAGUAUAUCUAUCCAGGGGAGUAUGGAGUCAUUUACAGUGGAGUCUGGCGAUAGGAACAGGAACCGGGAUUCUUAUUUUUAUAAAUUUAUUUUUAUUUCCCCAAAUUCAAUUCGAAGAUGAC
Aspergillus wentii DTO 134E9 is the source of this 2389-nucleotide messenger RNA. Its product is annotated as putative chromatin assembly factor 1 subunit A. The record is from RefSeq and is a predicted model, not a curated record. The transcript is spliced from 3 exons. Gene Ontology annotation, cellular component: CAF-1 complex; nucleus. NCBI's taxonomy places the organism in Eukaryota, Fungi, Ascomycota, Eurotiomycetes, Eurotiales, Aspergillaceae. Gene Ontology annotation, biological process: nucleosome assembly. The coding region runs from base 274 to 2250 and encodes 658 amino acids.